AUGGCAGACCCUAUUCCUCUUUGCGGCUACUAUCACCGCGGCCGAUGUUUCAGAGGUUCGCAGUGUGAUUACUUACAUCCAGCCAAUCUGGACCCAAUGGUGCCCAAGGAAAUCGACUACCAAGUGUGCAACGAGGUCGGUCAAGGAUGCGUGCGCUGCUUCCAAGCCGGAUAUCCAUGCGACAAGAAGAAUCGUAAUCACAAUGAUCCUAAGGAUCCGUGCUCCGAGUGUCGCCAUUUUGGUGGAUCUGGAUGCAAAUGUAUCCUUGCUCAGAACACGACCCAGAAUGACAUGUUGUAUCCUAUGAUGCUCAACGGCGCUAAUCGUGAGCCCGAGUACAGCCUUCCACCAUUCAAGCACAGAGAGGAGCCAAAAUCUGAUGGCAAGAUUCCGAGUUCGAUGCCCGCGGACGAGAUCAAGCCCGACUGGACUGGUGCCUCCAAGGAAGAAUUACUCGCAAUGCCAGACAUGCUGCCUCCUCAAGUUCGCCGCCGUCCCAGAGCAUACCUCAUUCCUCCACGCGAAACGAGAUCGAAGAGAAAGAAACGUGACUGGCACGCCACUCAUCCUCCUAGCGGCAACACAACUUCGUCCGUUAUGACCUCUACUCUCUCACCGGGGCCAAUGCAACACAUGGCGGUGUCCAUGCUGCAGUCAUCAGCGAUUCCUCUUCAAGGCCCUAUCGUCUCCACCACUGUGCAUUGGCCGACUCACCGACCGAUGCCAAUGUACUACUCUAGUCACACGGUAAUUGGUCCUAGCAUGCUAGGUUACCCUAUGGCGCAAGCCAUGUCUCCUGCAUGGGUUUCUCAGUCAAUGGCACCGCCUAGAGCUCCAUUGCCAAUCAACCGUGUUCCUAACGCACGUCAUGCGGGCUACUCCCCAGGUCAAGGCACGUCUCAAACGCGUCAGCCUCGUCCAUCGGUUCAUCACAGACCAGCUAUGCCUACCACAACCAUACCCGCUACAAACACACAUCAGGCUAGCGGCUCCAAUGGCUUCUCAUCCGACAUCGUCGAUACUCGCCCAGCAAAAAGGUCUCGCACAGAGGCUAAUGCAACCACCACCAGAGUGGAAGAAUGGGUAAAGGACGUCGCCGACGUCAAAGACAACACGGAUGCCACGCGUGAAUUCUCAGAGUCCACUAUGUGGCGCCCAUGA
Aureobasidium melanogenum CBS 110374 is the source of this 1161-nucleotide messenger RNA. RefSeq lists its product as uncharacterized. The record is from RefSeq and is a predicted model, not a curated record. The transcript is spliced from 4 exons. Bases 1 to 1161 code for a protein of 386 amino acids. Lineage: Eukaryota; Fungi; Ascomycota; Dothideomycetes; Dothideales; Saccotheciaceae. Gene Ontology annotation, molecular function: metal ion binding.